Molecule: messenger RNA, 920 nt
Organism: Hyaena hyaena (striped hyena)
Lineage: Eukaryota; Metazoa; Chordata; Mammalia; Carnivora; Hyaenidae
Gene: CCL25
Product: C-C motif chemokine ligand 25
Exons: 6
Coding region: 1-513 (170 amino acids)
Biological process (GO): inflammatory response; chemokine-mediated signaling pathway; positive regulation of GTPase activity
Cellular component (GO): extracellular region
Molecular function (GO): chemokine activity; CCR chemokine receptor binding
Source: RefSeq, a predicted model, not a curated record
AUGAACUCGUGGCUCCUACUCUGCCUGGUGGUGGCCAGCUUUGCGGGCAUCUGGUGUCCUACUGUCCGCGCUCAAGCCCCUGUGAGCGGGCCCCCUAUCACGGGACCCAAGAGAUGUGAGCCUGCGGUCACGGCGGCAGGUGUCUCCGAGGACUGUUGCCUGGCGUACCACCAGCUCCAGAGCCUGGACUUCCUGAAGCGUGCCCAGGGUUACCUGCGCCAGGACGUGAGCGGGAGCUGCAACCUGCCCGCUGUGAUAUUCUUCUUCCGGAAACACAAGAUGGUGUGUGGCAACCCUCGGGACAAGAGAAUAAAGUAUUGGAUGGACUUCCUGGAUGCUCGGAAGAAGCUGAUGCAUCACAAAAGUAACCUGAGAAGCUCCCACGCCUUCGGCUCUAGAGGUAGGAAGCUGAGCCUUGAACCGUCCAAUCUACCACUGUCCAAGCUGAGCAGCCCCACCAGAAGCAACAAGAUGAAAAUUGCCCGCCAGACAGCAGCUCGUCGAGGUCCGUGAGCCCGCACAUCUCCAGGAUCAGCCAGCAUGAGGAUGUGCUGGACCUCUCUCUGCCACAAACAUCCCCUGCGGCUCCAGGGGCACCAGCCUCUCUGUCAUUCAGGCCACAUCUCAGUGCCCGUGCCUGAGCCUGCCUUCGGCUCUCUCCCGUCACUCCUGUCCCAUCCUGCUCCUCGGGCAGUGGAAAGGAAAGAGCUGGCCUUGCUUCAAGCCCCUUGCCUGCUCCAGGAACCAGAGUCAACCGGAAGCAAGGGGACUUGUAUACAGUGGGUCAUCUGGAUAUGUCACCUGCCCGGGGCCACGCCUCCCUGGGUCCCUCCUGGUUCUUGCAAAGCUCCAGUCCAUCCUGGGAUGUUCCUCCCAGGCCAUGCUUUUCUAUAAUUUUUAAAUAAAUGUUAUUUAAAAUA